UCUCGGAAUCGGAGCGAUAUCAAGCGUGUCACCCCCUCAAGCUGCGGUGGUGGCUCGAAUCCCACCCGCCCUCCCAGUGUCGCCUUGCGCUGCUGAAGCCGCCGCGGCACCAUGGUUGUGCUCGCCGUGAUCCUGUGCUUGUCGGUGGCGGGGGUUUGGGGGAAUGAAUUCAGUAUAUUAAGAUCACCAGGGUCUGUUGUUUUCCGAAAUGGAAAUUGGCCUAUACCAGGAGAAAGAAUCCCAGAUGUGGCUGCAUUAUCCAUGGGCUUCUCCGUGAAAGAAGAUCUUUCUUGGCCAGGACUUGCUGUGGGGAACCUGUUUCAUCGGCCCAGGGCUACCAUUAUGGUGAUGGUGAAGGGAGUAGACAAGCUGGCUCUCCCUCCAGGCAGUGUCAUCUCAUACCCUUUGGAGAAUGCGGUUCCUUUUAGUCUUGACAGCGUCGCAAAUUCCAUUCACUCCUUGUUUUCUGAAGAAACUCCCGUAGUUUUGCAGUUGGCUCCUAGUGAGGAAAGAGUGUAUAUGGUGGGGAAGGCAAACUCGGUGUUUGAAGACCUUUCAGUCACAUUGCGGCAGCUCCGUAGUCGCCUGUUUCAAGAAAACUCUGUUCUCAAUUCACUUCCCCUCAAUUCUCUGAGUAGGAACAAUGAAGUUGACCUGCUGUUUCUUUCGGAACUGCAAGUGCUACAUGAUAUCUCAAGUUUGUUGUCCCGUCAUAAGCAUCUAGCCAAGGAUCACUCUCCUGAUCUGUACUCACUGGAGCUAGCAGGUUUGGAUGAAAUUGGGAAACUUUACGGGGAAGACUCUGAGCAGUUCAGAGAUGCUUCUAGGAUCCUUGUUGAUGCUCUGCAAAAGUUUGCAGAUGACAUGUACAAUCUUUAUGGUGGGAAUGCAGUGGUAGAGUUAGUGACUGUCAAAUCAUUUGACACAUCCCUUAUGAGGAAGACAAGAACUAUCCUUGAGGCAAAAGAAAAGAAACCAGCCAGUCCCUAUAACCUUGCAUAUAAGUAUAAUUUUGAAUAUUCAGUUGUUUUCAAUAUGGUACUUUGGAUAAUGAUUGCCUUGGCUUUGGCCGUGAUCAUCACCUCUUACAAUAUUUGGAACAUGGAUCCUGGAUAUGAUAGCAUCAUUUACAGGAUGACAAACCAGAAGAUCCGAAUGGACUGAGCUCUCCUCAGCCACACUUAGGCUAGGGGUUUGGAAA
This is a messenger RNA of Marmota monax (woodchuck), 1201 nucleotides long. It is a transcript of the gene Atp6ap2, whose product is annotated as ATPase H+ transporting accessory protein 2. Gene Ontology annotation, molecular function: signaling receptor activity. The transcript has 9 exons. Gene Ontology annotation, cellular component: membrane; external side of plasma membrane. The record is from RefSeq and is a predicted model, not a curated record. Bases 112 to 1164 code for a protein of 350 amino acids. NCBI's taxonomy places the organism in Eukaryota, Metazoa, Chordata, Mammalia, Rodentia, Sciuridae. Gene Ontology annotation, biological process: positive regulation of Wnt signaling pathway.